Messenger RNA from Microthlaspi erraticum, 804 nucleotides. Lineage: Eukaryota; Viridiplantae; Streptophyta; Magnoliopsida; Brassicales; Brassicaceae. The record is from the annotation of a GenBank genome assembly.
AUGUCCCAACCUUAUCACAUGAACACAUACUGCGAUCGAGACGAGUUCACUAGAACCAGCUCUUAUGGAUCAAACCGCGACACGGUUCUCUCCAAUCUCCGCAACAGCUCCUCCCUCGGAACCUAUUCCAACGCCACGACCGGUCUUACCCCAAACAAAGUCUAUGGCAUGUUCCUAUGCAGAGGAGACAUCAACACAACAUCUUGUUCAGACUGUGUACACAAAGCAACCCGAGAAGCCGCUAAAAACUGCACUAACAAAAAAGAAGCUUUCAUAUUCUACGACAUGUGUAUGGUUCGGUACUCGGAUUUUUCUUUCUUCACACUCGUAGAGGAUAUGUCUAGCGUCACUGUACACUCUCUGAUCCCAUCUGCUAAUACUUCACAAUUCUUCAAUGGAAUACUGCCUGGAAAAUUAAAAGAUCUUAUCCUCAGAGUAUCUUUGUCUUCUCCGAUUCCUUAUUUUGUGGAGGAUCAAGAACGUGUGACUCUAUUGGAAAGGGCUUAUGAUGUAAAGGCAAUGGUCCAGUGUAGUCCUGAUCUUGAUCCAAGAAACUGUACCGUCUGCUUGGGACGUGCGGUCCGAGAUCUCUCCGGGUGUUGUGGCAAUAAUAGCCAAGUUGUUUGGGCUCAGAGCUUCCUUCCUAAAUGUCUCGUAUAUUAUAACAUCUCCGGUUUGCAACCAAACCAACAACCACCAAACGUAGUGAGUCUUGGCUUUAAAAAAGGAGACGAAGGAUUUGGGAGAAUUUUUAUUGCCAUCAUGACAGCUUACGUGUUAGCACUUUUGGGUGAAGGAAUAUAA